Molecule: messenger RNA, 1249 nt
Organism: Scleropages formosus (Asian bonytongue)
Lineage: Eukaryota; Metazoa; Chordata; Actinopteri; Osteoglossiformes; Osteoglossidae
Gene: nkx3-2
Product: NK3 homeobox 2
Exons: 2
Coding region: 318-1190 (290 amino acids)
Biological process (GO): cell differentiation; regulation of transcription by RNA polymerase II
Cellular component (GO): nucleus
Molecular function (GO): RNA polymerase II cis-regulatory region sequence-specific DNA binding; DNA-binding transcription factor activity, RNA polymerase II-specific
Source: RefSeq, a predicted model, not a curated record
GGGCGCCGCGGCGAGGCAGUGUGGGCGGUGGGCCGGUGCGGUGCUGUGCUGUGCUGUGCUGUGCGGUGCGGUGCGGUGCGGUGCUGCGCGGUGCUCUGCGGUGCUCUGCGGUGCUCUGCGGGAGCGGCAGGUCGGGCUGUCCGGGCUGUCCACGCCGUCCACGUGGACGCGAUGAGAGUCCGACCUCCUCAGUGUGUGGGAGCGCGGGAGGACCACCUCGGGCUGCAUGAGGACUAAAACGAUAUCAUCCUCCUCGCGCCGCGCCGCCUCAUCUCCGUGUCCGCAUCCGUGACCGAAGAAGUGAGUCGACGAGUUUGAUGAACAUCAUGGCCGUCCGCGGCAGCGCUCUGACGCCUUUCUCCAUCCAAGCCAUUCUGAACAAGAAGGAGGAGAAGAGCAGGCGUCUCAAAGACCUGGACGCCUUCUUCCCCAAGGCGCCCUGCUGGAAAAUACUGGGAGAGCUGGAGGAGCAGGAGGAGGAGGAGGAGGAGGGCUCGUGCGCGGCGGCCGAGCGCAGCCGCCGGGGCUACGACUCGGACUCGGGUGUGAGCGAGGAGAGUGACAGCAAGAAGGCGGCCGCGUGCAAGUCGGAGCGGGACCUGCACACGUCCGACGUGUGCGCCGGGGGGGACACCGUGGUGGACGGCGCCGUGCACGAGCACUCGGAGCGGGACUCCACACCCGCCAAGGGGCUCAGUGACUGUGAACUUUCCGCGCGCGUCUCCGAUGCGGCGACGAACGCGGACGGCUCGUGCUGCUCGGACAAGGGGGGAGCCGAGCCCCCCAAGCAGAGGAAGAAGCGCUCGAGGGCCGCCUUCUCCCACGCGCAAGUCUUCGAGCUCGAGCGCAGGUUCAACCACCAGAGGUACCUGUCCGGCCCGGAGAGAGCGGACCUGGCCGCCUCGCUGAAGCUCACGGAGACGCAGGUUAAGAUCUGGUUCCAGAACCGCAGGUACAAAACCAAGCGCCGUCAGAUGGCCGCCGAUUUGCUCGCCUCGGCCCCGGCGGCCAAGAAGGUCGCGGUGAAGGUGCUGGUGCGGGACGACCGGAGACAGUACGGCCCGGGGGAGCUGCUGCGACCGCCGCUGCUCUCCGUGCAGCCGCCCUGCUUCUACCCGUACUCGUACUCGUACUCGUACUCGUACUGCCUCCCGGCAUGGACCGUGUCGGCCGGCGCCGCAGACCCGUGACAGCGAGAGAGUGGCGCGGGACGCGGCGACGGCCAGUGCGCGUUUUUUCCGCGCGCGCU